CUUUUUACAUUAUUACCAAGAUACUUUAAUUUUCAGAAAUCAACAUAAGAUUUUGAUUACAGAAGAUAAAGAAAUGGAUGCUUGUGAUUUUUCCUCUAGGGGCAGUGAUUUUUAAUAUUCUAUCUGCACAGAGCUGUCCAGUCCCCAUCUGCCAGCAUUAUACUUAAGUUUACCAAUUAUUCCACAGAUAUUUGUACAGGUCCUUUGGGUAAAUGUGUAGUGCCAGUGUAAAGAUCCAGCAAAAGCUGGAAGAGGAUAAAAGAAGACAAGAAUAAAUUAUGUAAUAAGGAGUUGGACCAUACCCUCAAGAUAAGGAGAGCUGUCUGUUUCUUACUUUAAAUGAAUAAAAAAAAAGUUAUUGUCCCCAAUGAAGUAAUAACACAUACAGAUCACCAUCUGACCUACUUAAGUUAGUACUCGAGAAAGCUUUUUGGCAGGAUACCUACUGGUUCACCUAUCAUCCUUAGAGAUCUGACCUUCUGUGGUCUAAGUAUGGGGACUAUUUACUGAGCAAUGCUGUCCUUUGAAGUGGGGAAAAGGCACUUCUGGCCCCAGGAAAGAUAGAGUCCACAGGAGCACCAGGGUGCGCUGCUUCCAAUCGGACUCAAUUGUUUGUAGGAAAAGAAGUAUCUCCACUGGAUUAAAGAGGGGAGAUGGCCUCACCUUUAUAUGCUGUCAUCUGGCCUCUCGGGUUUUUGAAUGUGCUGAACCCUGCAAGGGGCUCUGUCUAAAUACCUGCUCUUCUUAAGACAUCUUCUGGAGGAGCUGGAGGGUUAUGAACCUGGGUCACUGGAAUGAGCUGGCAAGGGCUAAAGGGCUAAAGUGGCUAGGCUGGCCUGGCAUUCUUUAGCCCAACCACAGGUUACAUCACUCAUGUCCUUAGCAGGGCCACAGGGCAAACAAGGGUCAGAUGGAAGUGAGUGCGUUGUCCGCAAGGAGCCCCAAGCAAGAAAGUCUCACUGCUAGGGUCACCCAGCUGGCGCCCAUUUCAAUUGGGUCUUCCAUUUGUGAAAGAAGACCCAAAAUACUAAUCCUAGACACUAAGGCAUGGCCCUUCCCGGGGAAAUCCGCCUUUAAAGAGAUUCCUAAAGAUUAAAAAGUCUUCAGGAAAGGUCUCUGAUGGUGGCUGUCAUGAACUGUGACAGAUGCUAUGGGGAAAAUCUGGAUGGAGAGUGAGGACAGCCACCCAACUCUCUGGUCAUGAAGCCAGCUCAGCCAAGGUACUGGGCAAUGUGAGCUUUUCCAGUGCCUUCCUUUUCCACCUGUCACCCUUUUAAGGAGAUGUAAGCAGGAAGGACUUCCCACCCUGACAGAAGUCCUUGUCAUCCCCAAACAUCUCUGGUCACCAGAAGUUUCCUGACAGGAGAACCUCACUUACUUGAGCUUCAGAAAUUUCGCAAAUGGGGCAGAGGAUGGGCAGACAGCUGCUGUGAGGCCUGGGUGGAUGAGGACAGGCCCCCUCGUGUGGAGCAAAGGGGACUGUACCUACUGGAAUGCAUGGUGGAUUUUGUUUUUGAAACCACUGAGGGAAGGGUUUUAUGGGAUGUGUGUGGGGACUAGCUGGGUGAGAUCCUGAGAAUUCUAGGGUUAACAAAGUGUUCCUCAUCUGGUCUGAACAGCUUCCCCUAGGAACUGGUCACCUGCAGUAUGCUUGACUUUGCUGUUACCAGGCAGAACACUAGGGGGUGAUGCCUACUUGUACCUACAGGGGGCAGUGGUAAGACAGGAGUGCCACUCUCAGUUCCAAAUAUAAUUCCUGGGUUUUCACUCACAGGAGAACCUCAGAGCAGAUGCCAUGGAGGAGUACGAUUACUCAGAUCCCAUGCUCUUCAACACCUCCAGCGACAGUAACAAGGUGCACGAGGGCUUCCUGCAGUUCAGAAAGAUCUUCCUGCCCUGUGUGUAUGCGGCAGUGUUCAUCUCUGGCCUGGUGGGGAACUCCCUGGUGCUGGUCGUGUACAUUUUCUACCAGAAGCUGAAGAGCCUGACAGAUGUAUUCUUGGUGAACCUGCCCCUGGCUGACCUAGUGUUUGUCUGCACUCUGCCCUUCUGGGCCUACGCAGGCUUCCAUGAGUGGGUCUUCGGCCAGGUCAUGUGCAAGAUCCUCCGGGGCAUAUACACGAUUAACUUCUACACGUCCAUGCUCACCCUCACCUGCAUCACCGUGGAUCGCUUCAUCGCUGUGGUUCAGGCCACCAAGGCCUACAACCAGCAGGCCAAGCGGAUGAUCUGUGGCAAGGUCAUCUGCUUGAUUAUCUGGGUAGUCUCCCUGCUGGUGUCCUUGCCACAGAUCAUCUAUAGCAAUGUCCUACAUCUCGACAAGGUCAUCUGCGGCUACCAUGAUGAGGAGAUUUCCACCAUGGUUCUUGCCUCCCAGAUGUCUCUGGGGUUCUUCCUGCCACUGCUUGCCAUGAUCAUUUGCUACUCCGUCAUCAUCAAGACUCUGCUUCAUGCUCGAGGUUUCCGGAAGCACAAAUCUCUAAAGAUCAUCUUCCUCGUGGUGGCCGUGUUCCUGCUCACCCAGACACCCUUCAAUCUUGUCAAGCUCAUUCGCAGUACGAGCUGGGAGUACUAUACCAUGACCAGCUUUGACUAUGCCAUCCUGGUGACAGAGGCCAUUGCAUACCUACGGGCCUGCCUUAACCCUGUGCUCUAUGCCUUCGUUGGCCUCAAGUUUCGGAAGAACUUCCGGAAACUUGUGAAGGAUAUUGGCUGUCUCCCUUGCCUGAGAGUCUCAAGUCAGUGGAAGUCUUCUGAGGACAGUUCCAAGAGUUGUUCUACCUCUCACAAUGUAGAGGCCAUCAGCAUGUUCUAGUUGUUGGCUUUGCUAGACCUGGAGAAACUGCUCUGGAAUUGGCAGGAGCGUGGCUAUGUCCUCUGGAACUGAUGAGGGAGGCUUUGUUUAUAGCAUCUGCAUUCUCACGGAGAAGACAUCAGACAUGGUGGCUGGCAUGCAAUGCUUUGUAGACAUGGACAUACCCUGCUCUCUUCUUAAGACCCAGGCCUGAUGCUCAAAGUGUGUAUGUGUGUGUGUGUGGGGGGGGCUACAAUUUUUAAGGACUUCUUCAUCCCCAAGAACACUGAAGCCAAGGGGAUGAGGAUCUUAGGAUCUCAGGUUUGUCAUUACUGUGACUGGGGCUGAAGGCUGAAGAGGGAGCACAGACAACAAAGCUGUUGGUGGCAGGUGAUGUGCUGUCUCCCAAGUAUAGAAGACUCUUCUGACCACUGGGCAAGGAGUGGAGAUGGGAGUGGCCUUGAAGACAAGUGUGGUCUAUGUGGCUCAGACCUCAAUCACCAGGCACCGAACAGGAAUGAGGACAAUGUCUGCCACACCUUGGGUUUUGACUUUUGCAUAGGUGAUGCUAAGGUUCUCUCUGACUAAUCCUGGGAGGACCAGCUCUGGAGACUGUAUGUGGACCCAAACAAAUUAGAGUUGGCUGAAAAUUCCACUGGUCCAUGAACAUGCUAGAAGAAGGUGCAAAACAGCUUAAGACUAGAACAAAUUUAAGCAUCAUUUUUGGAGUGGAUCCUUCAGUGGCUCCACUCAUUUAAAAAAGGGAAUUUAUCAAAGACCUGCCGCAUGCACAUAUACAAAUGUGCACGCACACACCCACACACAUCAGACGGCGUAUCAGUUUCAUGACCAAGAAAUAAAAAUCUUAGUCUUCAAACUACUUUUACCUUUAGGAGCAUUCAACUUUAAUGCUGGUGUUUGAGCACACAAAAAACAGUUACUGGGAGGGAGGAAUGGAAGUUCACUGAAUUGGAUGGGGUCGGGGGGUGGGGGAGUGGGAAAUGGAGAGGG
This is a messenger RNA of Urocitellus parryii (Arctic ground squirrel), 3805 nucleotides long. RefSeq names its product C-X-C motif chemokine receptor 6 (gene Cxcr6). NCBI's taxonomy places the organism in Eukaryota, Metazoa, Chordata, Mammalia, Rodentia, Sciuridae. Gene Ontology annotation, cellular component: membrane; external side of plasma membrane. Gene Ontology annotation, biological process: cell chemotaxis; inflammatory response; positive regulation of cytosolic calcium ion concentration. The record is from RefSeq and is a predicted model, not a curated record. Gene Ontology annotation, molecular function: C-C chemokine binding; C-C chemokine receptor activity; coreceptor activity.